AUGGAGAUCUCUAGACAGGAAGCUUUCAUCAAGCUUAAACCGCCAUGCGUUGAGCUCAGCUCGGUGGGCCUGCGAUUCCGUGGGCGACAAGCAACUCCAAAUGAUGUCUUUCGCGCCCUUCAGCCAGUGUACAAUGUACUGGACGAGCUUGCUCGUAAAGAAGCCUUAGAUGAAAAGUUGGCGGAAUAUGCAUUCUUCCCAUUAUGCCAUAUCUUCAACGAAACCCAAAGGUCUCCAGUCAACUGCCUGGAACUUUCCGUCAAGUGUCUGCGCAUCCUUGUUGAGAAAGGAUGGGGAAGGCAAUUAUCACCACAGAUGGGCAAGCAGCUCAUCAUUCUGCUAACUUUGAUUGUGGGUGGCACGCCGAAUAAAUCAGGUGAAACCAGUUCAUCACAGACUCGGUCACCAGAGCUCGCCAUUGCGGGGUUCAACUGUCUUCUCGCUAUCUUCAAUGUUCUGGAUGGACCUGUCGCUAAGCAGACUAUCUACCAUGAAGUCGGCACCGCCACUGUUGUUGAUCAGAUGGUCUACCUGAUGCUCGAAGGUGCUGCAGAUGAGGGAUCAGACGAACUCUGCAUAUCUGCAGCCAAGGCACUUCAAGCACUUUUUCAGCGUAUCACAGAUCGAGUAGUGCUGGCAAGUAUAAUGCCACGGACAGUCUCAACUUUGACAAAAAUCAUAAAACCAUCAACUCAGGUCCGGCGGUCGUAUAAGCUUCUAUCAGUCUGUUUACAGAUUUUCAACCACCUGCUGAGGACAGUGCUGAACGAUCAAAUUGCCAAAACGUCAGAAAAAUCAGCUCCUUCCCAAAAUGCGGAGGACCAAAUGGUGCUUGACGCAUCCUGGCUCAAAGCGACUACUACACAAAUCAAACUUGCUCUUGCAAAUGUUACCCAAAUAAGGCGGCAUGAUCGACCCGAAGUACAGACAGCACUCCUGGAACUCUGCCUGAUGAUAGUAGAAGACUGCCAGGAAACACUACAAGAGGCACUGCCCAUCAUUGUCGAGACUGUUGUUGUAUUGUCCAACGUGGAUGAAAACCAGGUGCCGAAUGAGGCAUUCGUUGCACUAAGACAUCAUGCCACCACUUAUCCCGCCGUGAUUGACUCUUUGAAGGACUCUCUUCAUACGUGGGUCACUGCCUUCCCCAGGACCAUGCAGAGCAACGACGAAACGGCGAAGCAGUGGGCGGUUAAGCAAAUAUCGACUGCCUUUCAGGUUUUGUCGCAGGUACAAUCUGGCUCUGAUCUCCUUGCAGCUAGCCUAGCGUCAGGCAUUUGUGACAGUGUGGCUGCAUCUCUGAACAACUCGACAAGCGCUCUUCAGCCUCUCAGCUCUGACGUUUCCAACAGCCAGACUCUGGAAGUACUUAAUCAAGGGGUUAAAUCAGUAUCGUUUCCUCCAGUCAUUCUGGAGCACAGAAGCCAGCAACAAACGCUGAAUGAUUUGCAAUCCAUGAUUAUCAGGCUUAACGCAUCUGAGUCUGGCAAUGAGAUCACACGCUUGAUUAUCAAUCGAGUCCACCAUGAGAGGGGAAAUGCUCUCAUUGCACCUCUUUGGCUAGGUUUAACCUUCCUUAAAAGCAAUACGCAGCUCUCCUCUAUAUUCGAUGUUUUCAUCUCCACGGAUGAACUUGAACCCUCGGGUCAACGUUUUUCAAGAUCUGGCAUGAUUGAAGAGUUGUACUACGUCUCAUUGCCUAUACUCAACGAACCAUUGGUUGACGAGUCCAGGGACUGGCGGGUACAGGCACUUGCUCUAGAGGCCGUUGCUCUUCAGGCCCAGCAACUCGGAGAAGCCUUCCGCCCAGAGCUAAUAGACGCGUUAUAUCCUGUCCUUCAAUUAUUGGCAUCCAGCAACUCGGGUCUCCAGAAGCAUGCUAUGACGUGUCUCAACAUUCUCACCACAUCCUGCAAUUAUGCAGACGCCAGCACAAUGAUUGUCGAAAACGUCGACUAUCUUGUGAACUCGGUGGCCCUAAAGCUGAACACCUUCGACGUCUCCCCAUACCCGCCACAGGUUCUCCUAAUGAUGGUUAAGCUGUCCGGCGUGCGACUGAUUCCUUACCUCGAUGACCUGGUGGGUUCAAUCUUCAGCAUACUAGACAUGUACCAUGGCUAUCCCAAACUUGUCGAGAUGAUGUUCCGGACUCUCGCCGCCAUCGUCGAAGAAGGCACAAAAAGUCCCUCCUUCCUAGCAAUCGACAACGGCAGAGACAGCAAUGUUGACCACCACAAGAAGCCAUACGAAAGACUACAGAUUUCCACCCUCGUCCAGGACCUCGCCCACCGCAAAGCAAAGCGUGCCAAAUUAACCGAAGACCUCGGAGACGUAGACGAAGUCAUCCCACACCCGAAAAAGCCCUGGACAAGGGAAUCCGACAACCCCAAGCAACAAGAACCCGAUUUCAACACCACCAUCGACGACCUCCUCAAGGAAGAAGACGACCCAGAUGAACCACUUCCCCCACCCCGCGAAGCCGAAGACAGCGAGAAGCCCCUAAGCAAACCACACAACCUACUCCUCCACAUCAUUCAAUCCAUCCCCUCCCAUCUCUCCUCCCCAUCGCCAUACCUCCGACGCUCCCUCCUCACCAUCCUCAUCGACGUGUUCCCAACCCUCGCCGCGCACGAAAACAGCUUCCUCCCAUUAAUCAACGACUUAUGGCCCGCUGUAUCCGCCCGAAUCAGCUUCCCAUCCUCCCUCACCACCUCCUCAACAACCACAGGCAGUUCCACCGAACUCAUCAACACCAGCCUCAAACAAUCCCCUACCGAAUUCUCCUUCCACGAAGAAACCUUCGUCACCACAACAGCCUGCAAAGCCAUCGAAACCAUGUGCAAAACCGCCGGAGACUUCAUGGCCUCGCGCAUUGAAACCGAGUUUCCCCGCUGGGAGCGCCUCUACACUCGCGCAUGGGAUAAAGUCCGCCAGGACGCUGAGAAAGCAAUCGAAAGACGAGCUCAGCAACAAUCCCAACAAGAGACCAACUCAAACAACGCCCUUACCCUAUCUACAUCAAUAUUCACCCCCUCCCUCUCCCUCACCACAACCGGCACCCACGGCACCCGCACCUUCACCCCCCACCACGCCCUCUGGCGCACAAUGGUCCCCCUAUUCAUCACGCUCCUCACGCACGUCCGACUUCCUUUAUCCAUCGGAGACAAAAUCUGCGAGUUCCUGGCCGCUUGGAUAGUACGGUAUGCUGGACCGGAGUAUUACUCCUCUCGGAUGCGGUAUAACAAGCCUACUCAAACAACAGAAAGUGCUGGUGCAACCACAACUUCUUCUCUAAGCGUGGAAAUCGACUCAGUUGAGGAUGUGAUCCAAGCCAUGGAGACGUGGAAUGCCGAUCUAACGUGGUUUAUCUUCCAGGAGGAGAGGGCGGCGGUGAGGAGGGUGGUGGAGAAGAGUAAGAGGACGACGAGGAUUCAGUCGCAACCUCGAGCUCCUUUGAUCUGUGAGGUGGUUGAAGAAGAAGAGGAGACAUUGAAAGGGUGGUCGAUGGCGGGGACAAGGUUGAGGUUUGCGGAGGUGGCGUUUUAA
Messenger RNA from Aspergillus welwitschiae, 3546 nucleotides. RefSeq lists its product as uncharacterized. The coding region runs from base 1 to 3546 and encodes 1181 amino acids. Gene Ontology annotation, biological process: chromatin remodeling. The transcript is spliced from 2 exons. The record is from RefSeq and is a predicted model, not a curated record. NCBI's taxonomy places the organism in Eukaryota, Fungi, Ascomycota, Eurotiomycetes, Eurotiales, Aspergillaceae. Gene Ontology annotation, cellular component: cytoplasm.